Messenger RNA from Leptosomus discolor (cuckoo roller), 1341 nucleotides. Its product is annotated as putative beta-1,3-galactosyl-O-glycosyl-glycoprotein beta-1,6-N-acetylglucosaminyltransferase 7. Gene Ontology annotation, cellular component: membrane. NCBI's taxonomy places the organism in Eukaryota, Metazoa, Chordata, Aves, Leptosomiformes, Leptosomidae. The record is from RefSeq and is a predicted model, not a curated record. Gene Ontology annotation, molecular function: acetylglucosaminyltransferase activity.
UGAACCCUUAAUUAAACUAUGAUGAGAAGAGGAAUAUAAAAGAUGAACCCACUUGAUGCAACAAAAUCAGGAUUUUUAGUUUGCAUUGCGAUCUGUAUGUUCAUCUACACUUUUAUCUACCUAAAGAAUAUGCUUACUGAAGAGCCCAAUGAACAAAAAUUUAAUGCAAAUAUAGCAGAGUGUGGUUUUUACCCGGAUGAACUUUGUUCAGCUCUUUUUGUGGGGAAAACUGCUGCCUUUAAAAUUGGAAACUUUUGUCAGAAUACCUACCAACCUAAAACACUCAGCUGCGUUCAUACUUCGUGCAACUGCUCCACGGUUUUGAAGACUCUGCAUUUUAUCACAAGACCACUCUCAGAUGAAGAAGGAAAUUUCUCGUUGGCAUAUAUUAUCACAAUUCACAAGGAGCUAGAAAUGUUUGUAAAGCUGCUAAGAGCUAUUUAUAUGCCUCAGAAUAUUUACUGCGUACAUGUUGAUGAAAAAUCACCAAAAGACUAUAAAGCUGCUGUACAAAACAUCGUUAAUUGUUUUGAAAAUAUUUUUAUUUCCUCAAAAAGAGAAAAUGUUGUUUAUGCAGGAUUUUCGAGAUUACAAGCUGAUAUUAAUUGCAUGAGAGAUCUAGUUCAUUCCAAAACGCAGUGGAAUUAUGUUAUUAAUCUAUGUGGUCAAGAUUAUCCCAUUAAAACAAACAAAGACAUUAUACAAUACAUCAAAAGUAAAUGGAAUGGCAAAAAUAUGACUCCUGGGGUGGUGCAACCACUUCAUAUGAAACACAGGACACAGGUUAGUUACAGAGAAUAUGUACAUUCUGGAAUGUCAUACGUGUACCCAACAAAGAAUAUAAAAGAUAAACCACCACAUAAUUUGACCAUAUAUUUUGGUAGUGCCUAUUACAUACUCACUAAAGAAUUUGUAGAGUUUACAUUGACUGAUGCACGUGCAAAAGCUUUGCUUGAAUGGUCAAGAGACACGUACAGUCCGGAUGAACACUACUGGGUCACACUGAAUCGUUUAAAUGAUGCUCCAGGGGCUACGCCCAAUGCAGACUGGGAAGGAAACAUACGAGCCAUUAAAUGGAAAGAUCGAGAAGGAAUCAUACACAAAGGUUGCAAAGGUCAUUACGUCAGAGACAUUUGUGUCUAUGGACUAGGGGAUUUGCAGUGGAUUAUUGAGUCACCUCAUUUGUUUGCCAACAAAUUUGAGCCUGCAACAUACCCACUUGUUAUGGACUGCCUAGAGAGACGCUACAGGCUUAAAGUACUGCGCCAGGCAGAGGUCCCGAUUGAAGAUCACUGGCGUCUUCAGGAAGAGAACUACUUCAACAUGAAGCUGAAUGUUUGA